AUGCAAGAGAAGCAUCCGAACUGGACUGAUGAAGAGCUCUUUCAAGCCGCUCGAAGAUGGCUGAUUGCUACGCUUCAGAAAAUCAUCUUUUACGAUUUCCUUCCCGCUCUGAUUAACGAAGAGGUAAAGCCCUACACGAAGUACAUGCCACACGUGCCUCCGGGCAUCUCACAUGCAUUUGCCGCUGCCGCUUUCCGAUUUCCGCAUAGCAUCGUGAGUUCCAGUUCUUUGUUGAGUACAGCUGUGGCCUUCCGUUCUGUAAGCGAACAAUGUAGCAAUGUUCCUCAGGUGCCACCAGCAAUGAUACUCCGCAAAAAUGUGAAUGCCUGCGAGUUCCGUGAAGAAGUUGGAGGAUUCCCGGCUCUUCGUCUCUGUCAGAACUGGUGGAACGCCCAGGACAUCGUCCAGGAGUACUCUGUAGAUGAAAUCAUUCUCGGAAUGGCUUCUCAGGUCAGCGAGGCUGAUGACAUUGUUGUUGUGGAGGAUCUACGAGACUUUAUCUUUGGUCCAAUGCACUUCACACGAUUGGAUGUGGUUGCCUCGUCCAUUAUGCGAGGACGUGACAAUGGUCUUCCAUCAUAUAAUGUACUGAGAAAAACGUUCAACCUGCCCGAGAAGACUUGGGAAACGAUCAACCCAACACUCUACCAAACCAACAAAACGAUGUUCAAAAAGCUUGAAGAGCUUUAUGGCGAUAUCGCCUAUUUGGACGCGUAUGUUGGCGGAAUGCUCGAGGUAGACAAUGGACCUGGCGAAUUGUUCAAGGCGAUCAUUAAGGACCAAUUUGAAAGGCUUCGAGACUCGGACAGGUUUUGGUUCGAGAAUAAACAGAACGGUCUCUUCACCGAUGAGGAAAUCGAACAGAUUCGCAACAUCACUCUGAGGGACAUCAUCCGAGAAACCACUGAAAUAUCAGACCAGUGGUUGCAGAAAGACGUGUUUUUCUUCAAAGACGGUGAUCCGUGCCCGCAGCCGUUCCAAGUGAAUGCUACAGGACUUGAGGAGUGCGUUCCUUUCAUGCGAUUCGACCACUUCACAGGGAACGAAGUCACCUACAUCUUCACACUCAUCGGCCUGGGAUGUAUUCCACUGAUCUGCUUCGGCAUCGGUUACGUACUCGUUCAAAGACGUCGCCGAAUGGGUUGGGACAGUUCGUUCGACGACCUGUCCGCCACGGCAAUUGAUGACGAUGGCCCGAAUGAUCGCUAUCACAUACAAGCUUUCGAAUGGCUUCAGGAAUGUUAUGUUCGUCAAGUGAUUGUCGAGUUUUCAACCGGAACCCUAACGCUUCGGAAACCACGCGGACCGAUACUGAGGAAAAUGAUUUUCCCCGAAAACGCGCAGAUAACUGUUCUGCAUAGCGAGCCAAAUGCCUCGACAGUUCAUGGACCGUACUGUUUGAUAAAACUCAGAAAAACCUAUGAUUUGGUCCUUCGUCUUCCGUCUGAUAAGCACUUGCCGGAGUUCUUAGCAGCGCUCACUCUCUCGUUGAAGAAGCUUGAUGGACAGGUGACUUCGAUUCCGAUGGCCAACGCGGUGCUGCUCGAAAAAGCUGAAACAAAGGAUCGCCGUCAGCAACGUUUGGAUCACUUCUUCCGUGAGGCUUACGCUCGUGCAUUCGACCAACCGAAGCUAAGCGAUUCGGAGAUGAGAGAAGACGACAGCGACGAUAUCCUCAAUCAGACAAUCACCAGGUACGAACUCGCCCAGGCGAUGGGUAUGAGGGAAACGGAUAUUUUUGUGCAACGAAUGUUUGCCGUCACAACACAUUCUGAUAGCGACGUCAUCACAUUCGCAGAGUUUCUCAAAGUCCUGAGAAAGUUCAGUGAAGGUGAGUAA
Molecule: messenger RNA, 1839 nt
Organism: Cooperia oncophora
Lineage: Eukaryota; Metazoa; Nematoda; Chromadorea; Rhabditida; Trichostrongylidae
Source: the annotation of a GenBank genome assembly